GUGGCUUUCCGGAAUACAGGUGGGAAUCUGAAGGGAGAGUUUUGGACAGCUGUUGUAGCUGGUUCAUUAACGGUGUGAACGGGGCAGAAAGCGUCUCGCGCAAGGACAGUUUGAGCGUUGUUAGUAAUUUAUUUGCCACCCAGGGGUCAUGGGCUCCAUGUUCAGGAGUGAGGAGGUGUGCCUGGUGCAACUCUUCCUGCAAUCCGGCGCAGCCUACAACUGUGUCAGUGAGCUGGGAGAGCUGGGUAUUGUCGAGUUUAGAGAUCUGAAUCCAAACGUGAACGCAUUUCAAAGGAAGUUUGUCAAUGAGGUGAGAAGAUGCGAGGAGCUCGAGAAGACUUUCGCAUUUCUGGAGCAGGAGAUCACACGCUCCCUCUCUCCAUCGCUGCGCUCACCGCUGCAGGACCCCUUGCUCAGUCCCCCGGCUCCGCAGCCCAGAGAACUGCUCACUAUCGAGGAGGAGAGCGAGCGCCUAGCUCGGGAGCUCAGAGAGGUUUCCAGAAACAGAGACAGCAUCCGAGCUCAGCUGAAUCAGCUGUGUCAGUACAGAGGAGUGCUCACUCAGAUGCACUUCCUCACAGCCUCUCAGACAGCGGCACCGCCCUCCUUUGACCCAACGGGUUUAGCAGAGAACAGGCAGGACGCGAGGCUCAGCUUUGUGGCUGGUGUUGUACACCCAUGGAAGGUACCAGCCUUCGAGAGGCUGCUCUGGCGCGCCUGCCGCGGUUACAUCAUCGUGGACUUUCGAGAAAUGGAAGAAAAGCUGGAGCAUCCUGAAAGUGGUGAAAUGGUACAGUGGACCAUCUUCCUUAUCUCCUAUUGGGGGGACCAGAUUGGACAAAAGGUGAAGAAGAUCUGUGACUGCUUCCACACACAGACCUUCCCAUAUUCAGAGAGCCAGGCAGAGAGAGAGCAGGUUCUGGAUGGACUCAAGACCAGAAUUGAAGACAUCAAAUCAGUGAUGAAUGAGACAGAACAGUACCUGCAGCAGUUGCUAAUGCGUGCCGUGGCUGUUUUACCGCAGUGGCGUGUUCGGGUGCAGAAAUGCAAAGCCAUUCAGAUGGUGCUGAACCUCUGCAGCCCCUCAGUCACUGAGAAGUGCCUGAUUGCUGAGGCAUGGUGUCCAGUUAGGCAGCUUCCUGCUCUACAAAGUGCCCUACGUGAGGGAGGGAGAAAGAGCGGUAGCAGUGUCGAUUCAUUCUACAAUCGUUUGCCUGCUAGCACCUCUCCUCCUACCCUCUUCCCCACCAACGCUUUCACUGCAGGCUUCCAGAAUAUUGUAGAUGCUUACGGAGUAGCCAGCUAUAGAGAGGUCAACCCAGCACUCUACACCAUCAUUACAUUUCCGUUCCUGUUUGCGGUGAUGUUUGGGGAUGUGGGCCACGGCCUUCUCAUGACACUCGCUGCUCUCUGGAUGGUGUUUGAGGAGAAGGACCCCAAACUGAGGAACAGCACAAAUGAGAUCUGGCGUAUGAUGUUUGGAGGACGCUAUCUGAUCCUGUUGAUGGGACUUUUCUCCAUUUACACUGGAGCCAUAUACAAUGAGUGUUUCAGCAGAGGCCUCGUUGUCUUCCCGUCCUCCUGGCAUGUUGGGCCUCAUGCAAAAUACUACAACUGGACUGAUGAGGUUUUCAGGACAAACCCCUUUCUCACACUGGAUCCAAACGUUACUGGAGUAUUUACUGGACCUUAUCCGUUUGGCAUUGAUCCGAUCUGGGGAAUGGCUAGUAACCAUCUGACAUUCCUUAACUCCUAUAAGAUGAAGAUGUCGGUGAUUAUUGGCAUCAUCCAUAUGACGUUUGGGGUCUGUUUGUCUUUCUUCAACUAUGUGCACUUUAGGGAGAUAAGCAGUGUGUUUCUGGUGCUGAUUCCCGAGUUGUUUUUCAUGCUGUGUUUGUUUGGUUACCUGAUCUUCAUGGUGAUUUUUAAGUGGGUUGCUUAUGGUCCUAUGCACUCGAACACAGCGCCCAGUAUUCUCAUCCACUUCAUAGAUAUGUUCCUGUUUACGGAGAAUAAAGCCAAUCAAGAUCUUUACCCUGGCCAGAUGACGGUGCAGAAGGUUCUGGUGGUUCUGGCAUUGUGUUCGGUUCCUGUUCUGUUGCUGGGAAAGCCCAUUCAUGAGUACAUCACCUUCAAGAAAAAGAAACGCCAAGCUGCUUCAAGGGGUGAGAGACGUCCUCUACUAUCAGAAAAUGGCUCCAUAAAUGCUCAGCAGGACGAUCUUGACACGAAACUGCAAGAAGAGGAGGAGGAGUUCGAUGGAGCCAAUGUUUUCAUGCACCAGGCCAUCCACACCAUAGAGUACUGUCUGGGCUGCAUCUCCAACACUGCCUCUUACUUGCGUCUGUGGGCCCUCAGUCUGGCUCAUGCCCAGCUGUCAGAAGUUCUUUGGGUGAUGUUGAUGAGCAAUUCCUUCUCUACCACUAGCUACGUGGGAAGUAUUAUAAUGGUAGUCAUUUUUGCUUUCUUCGCCAUCCUGACAGUAGCUAUUCUUCUAAUCAUGGAAGGUCUCUCGGCUUUUCUGCAUGCUCUGCGACUUCACUGGGUUGAAUUUCAGAACAAGUUCUACAGUGGGACAGGCUACAAGCUCAAUCCAUUUGCAUUUGCCUCCUUAAUCUGCUUCUCUUCAACCAACUGAUGGUUUAUCCUAGGCAAUGUUUUAACCCAGACAUUUCAACUGUAUUGUUUAAUUUAUCCAUGUCAUCUUUGGGGGGUUUAUGGUGAAGAAGCUCCUUUUUCAGAUCAGUCUUCAUGGUGGUGCAGGAUUUCCUUUUUAUGUUCAACUGAAAUCGCUUUUAGGGAUUCUUAUAGCAGUUAUAGUUGUAUCACCUCUCAUAAUAAAAAUAAAAUCUUUUUGUUAUGGGACCCGAUCUUUUACAUGAUGCAUUCCACAGAUUUCAUUCAGACAGAAUGAGACCAAAAUGUAACUCAGGGAGAUUUUAUCCAUAUGAAAGACUGUUCCUGUCUGUGUGUAACAGUGAGGUUCAACUUCAGACUUUCCUUUAUACUCCAAUAAUGUUAAUCAGUGAAUCAAAAAAAAAAUUCAGAUAAAUCAAAGGGAAUGAAUGGUUCCAGGUCUUUGCUUGUUGCUAUGUGUUUUUAUAUAAAUUAACAACUGUCUUGAUGUCCUGCAUGUGAAGUCUUUUAAUUACUUGACUUACCUAUGUGUUAUAACUGAAUUAUGUAAUGCCACAAUACAAGUCAAUAAAACUCGUCUCAUCUUUGUG
Molecule: messenger RNA, 3227 nt
Organism: Hemibagrus wyckioides
Lineage: Eukaryota; Metazoa; Chordata; Actinopteri; Siluriformes; Bagridae
Gene: tcirg1b
Product: T cell immune regulator 1, ATPase H+ transporting V0 subunit a3b
Exons: 20
Coding region: 149-2638 (829 amino acids)
Biological process (GO): proton transmembrane transport; vacuolar acidification
Cellular component (GO): vacuolar proton-transporting V-type ATPase complex; vacuolar proton-transporting V-type ATPase, V0 domain; plasma membrane
Molecular function (GO): ATPase binding; proton-transporting ATPase activity, rotational mechanism
Source: RefSeq, a predicted model, not a curated record